AUGGAUCUGCACUCUGCGGAUGUUCAGAUCCUGCAGCUCGCAGAGUGUCAGCAAACAGCAUCCGAUACCUGGCAAUGGACAAGGCAGUAUGCCCGCUCCGGCCCGACAAAGGGGGCAGACCAAGCCCAAGCUACGACAAAGGAGCUUACCUUGCUGAUCCCCGGCUACUUGAUCCAUCCAUUGAGCCCACAUAUCAUUGAGCUUGCACGCGCAGACGAAGUGGGAGACCCUACAAGGCCCAGCGGUCAACAAGGCGAGGCGAGUGAACAACAUACCAACAUGGAGUCUGACAAGUCAUCUCGUGUCCAAACAACUUGGUCAUACAUUGCGUCUGUCCUCCAUGAUGCACUGGACGUCACAUGGGAUGCGCUUGGAUCCGAUUCGGAAGAGCUCAUGGUGGACGUUGCAAUGUUACCGGUGCUUGAAACACGCCAGUUACCCUAUAUGAGCCGCCGCAGUCCAACUAGCGAGCUGACCUUUGUCGUUGUCAAUCUUCCGGCACACUUGACCGUAGAGAAGAAGUCAGGGUCCACUACGGUGACGUGCUUCAUCUGCGGCAAGAUGCAGACCAUCGCACAGAUGCGGAACCAUGUAGGGCGCCAUCUGUUGUACGCACUGCGUGACAUAUCUCAUCUGAAGCCUCACAAAAUUGAGCAGCUCCUCAAUAUGCAUGUCUUGCGAGCGGAAGAAGAACAGAUGAAGAUCAACUGCGAGGACUUCAAUAUCCCGGACAGCGACUAUAUCAAGUUUAUCAGGGAGGAGCUGCAGAUAGAACAGAAGCGUGGUAGAGGCCAGUCGAAAAUCGUGAAGGAGCCGCAUUUGAAAGCACCAAAGGCGGGCUGA
Rhodofomes roseus is the source of this 843-nucleotide messenger RNA. RefSeq lists its product as uncharacterized. The transcript has 3 exons. The coding region runs from base 1 to 843 and encodes 280 amino acids. NCBI's taxonomy places the organism in Eukaryota, Fungi, Basidiomycota, Agaricomycetes, Polyporales, Fomitopsidaceae. The record is from RefSeq and is a predicted model, not a curated record.